UUUUGCUCCGCAACGCAAGAGUCGGCCGACGACGUCUCAUCACCGGCCAUUGACAGCGCUCCGACUGGGCUUUGGGUGGUGUCCGAGUCAAUUUGCUACCGGUGUUUUGAUCUUAACGUUUUUGUCCAAGCAGGCAUGUGUAAGCAGUAAUCUGUUGGCACAUUUGCAUACACUGUUACGAAGACUUGCGGUCCUACUUGGAACACUCUCCGCCGAAUCAAUUCUGGGGGUUUCCGUCUAAUUUUCUCCCUAAAUACUCCCCUACCUCAUCAUGCUUCAGCCUCGAUUGGCCUUGACGGGCCUUCGUCUUCCGUUCAGAUGCCUGUCUUCGGUAUCUUCUAGAUCCUACUCAAGUGUCAUUCACGAAAAAGAGACUCCCCCGACAGAGUCAUCGACGUCAACUUUCGACCCAAGCAUUGCCUUUGCUCCGCCUCCUACACGAGAUGAUGCAGGCGUUCAAAUUCGAUCGUAUAAGCCGAGGACUCCUGGUAUCCGGCAUUUGCGGAGGCCGAUCAACGAUCACCUUUGGAAAGGACGACCAGUACAGAAGUUGACGUUUCCCAAGCGAGGACAAAGUAAGGGUGGUCGUAACAACACUGGUAGGGUAACUAUCCGGCAUCGUGGUGGUGGUCACAAACGCCGUAUUCGAAUUGUCGAUUUUGCACGAGCCGCUCCUGGGCCUCAUUUGGUGGAACGAAUUGAACAUGACCCUGGCCGAAGCGCUCACAUCGCGUUGGUCCGCAGUCAAGAGACCCAGCGCCUGAGCUACAUUCUGGCCGCGGAAGGAAUGAGAGCCGGUGAUGUUGUUCAGAGUUAUAUGUCCGGUAUCCCGGAAGACCUGUGGAAAAGUAUGGGAGGUGUCGUGGACCCUGGUGUGCUCGCCGCAAGGACUGCUUGGAGAGGAAACUGCUUGCCAUUACACAUGAUUCCCAUUGGUACGUUGAUCUUCAAUGUCGGCCUGCGGCCGAAUAAGGGAGGGCAGCUCUGCCGUAGCGCCGGUACUUUUGCAACCGUUAUUGCGAAGGGCAGCAAUACUCAAGCUGCACAGAACGAGCAGGCUCAAGAGGAUGGCGCCGAGGAGAAGAAACCCUUGUCCCAGCGCGAACAGCAGAAGCAGGAACGGAUUGCGCAGCAUAUCACCAUUCGUCUCCAGAGUGGUGAAGUCCGCUUGAUUCAUAAGGAUUGCUGCGCCACCGUCGGCGUUGCCAGCAACCCGAACUACCAGUACAGCCAGCUCGGAAAGGCUGGUCGAUCGCGCUGGCUGAACAUUCGUCCUACUGUCCGUGGUCUUGCCAUGAACGCCAUGGACCAUCCCCAUGGUGGUGGACGAGGAAAGUCCAAGGGUAAUGUUGAUCCGAAGAGUCCUUGGGGUCUACCGGCGAAAUCCGGUUAUAAGACUCGUCCCAAGUGGAAGGUCAAUAAGGCUGUGGUUGUUCCCAGAGUCCGUAACCAGGGCAAGCGUCGUAGAGGAUACAGCUAAGCGUAUCCCAUUGUCCUUCUUUCGUCUCUUCCUCUUCCCCUUUACGCAAGUGCGACUAUGCUUCCUUUGCGAAUAGUGUCCACGGAGGCUCGAUUGUUUCUUUUUACAGCCCAGUCACUAUCGCUUUCAUGAUGUCUGUCCGGAUACCUUUUCUCAUUGUACUUGCUUUCGUUGGGACUGCAUGGGGAUGACAGGUUCGUUCAUCUUGUACUAUACAUCAGCUUUAGAUUGGCCGUAGGGUGUAUGAUCUUGAAUGCUCUGGGGAGCUCUGCAUGUCUCUCUUGCUGUUCGGCUUUUGCGAUCAUGUUUUCUCCAAUGCUGCUCGCUUUUCCUAUACCGCGGCGUUGAUUUUCUGUAUUAUAUGCAUUCAGUAUCUAGAUCCAAUAUGGAAUAUGGAAAGAGGUCUCUGUUUU
Molecule: messenger RNA, 1893 nt
Organism: Aspergillus pseudotamarii
Lineage: Eukaryota; Fungi; Ascomycota; Eurotiomycetes; Eurotiales; Aspergillaceae
Product: mitochondrial 54S ribosomal protein uL2m
Exons: 2
Coding region: 272-1480 (402 amino acids)
Biological process (GO): cytoplasmic translation
Cellular component (GO): ribosome
Molecular function (GO): structural constituent of ribosome; RNA binding
Source: RefSeq, a predicted model, not a curated record